CUGAUUGCAGCAUCAAAAUAACCGAACUCUGGACGACGCAUCAACUAAUUAACCAUUCAUAAAUACUAAAAGCGCACACAGACCAGACGUCAUUAUAAAAUGCAGUUCUCGUGGAUGAAACUGGCAAUUUAUUUGCUCACAUUUCUCACAUACGCAUACUCGGGCUACGGAUCAAGUACAAUUGUUCAUCUACGCGAUGCAAUCAUUGCGGCCGAGGCAAUUUUCGGUGACGUCUUCAAGAAUUUCAUUACAAUUGUGCGCAAAUUUCGUACCGUACACGAAGUCUUCGAUGCGGCUGUUGAGGAAACUUGUGUGUUUCAAUGCCCCAUACCCGAUGGCGGUGGCACGGCACCACGAGCCGUGCAGAAUAAGUUCUAUGUGCCCACCGCUGACGGUUGCGGUUCUUUGGGCUUGAGAAUCAGCACAGAAUACUUACCUGCCGCGGAAAUGGAGACUUGCUGCAAUGAUCAUGACAUUUGUUAUGAUACCUGCAAUAGCGAUAAGGAGUUGUGUGAUCUGGAUUUCAAGCGUUGCCUUUACAAAUACUGUGACAGUUAUGAAAAGUCCAUUGCCAGUGAUUUGAUGACCAAAGGAUGCAAAGCAGCGGCCAAAAUGCUUUUCACAGGCACCUUGACUCUCGGCUGUAAGGCGUAUUUAGACUCGCAGCAACGUUCCUGCUACUGUGCGCCUAGCAAACCAUCGAAUUAUAAUGGAGGAAACAGAUAUGCCAAUAGUAAAGAGAAGCAACAACGUCAGAAAUACGGCUGGAAGGAUCGUAAUGAAAUUUAGCAUAGCCUCAAACAAUCAUAUGCGUUAUAUGUUGUAGUUUGUAGAUGUUUCGUGUUAGUAUUUUCAUACACUUUUGGUUGCCUCCCACUUGACGAAUUUGAUUAAAUACCAAAUACAUAUUUUACAUUUCA
Molecule: messenger RNA, 920 nt
Organism: Drosophila albomicans
Lineage: Eukaryota; Metazoa; Arthropoda; Insecta; Diptera; Drosophilidae
Gene: GXIVsPLA2
Product: group XIIA secretory phospholipase A2
Exons: 2
Coding region: 100-789 (229 amino acids)
Biological process (GO): lipid catabolic process; phospholipid metabolic process; arachidonate secretion
Cellular component (GO): extracellular region
Molecular function (GO): calcium ion binding; A2-type glycerophospholipase activity
Source: RefSeq, a predicted model, not a curated record